GGAAGGCGUGUCGGUGAGCGCGAGCUGCUGCGCGCGCGCUCCGCCCCGCUCUCAGUCCGCUCAGCGCCUCGGAGGACGGCAGUCAGAACCGCGCGGGGACACCUGAGACCUCCACACUCUGCUAUGACAUCACGCAGGUGGUUCCACCCCAACAUCACUGGAAUCGAGGCAGAGCAGCUCCUGUUGACCCGGGGCGUCCACGGCAGCUUCCUGGCCCGGCCCAGCAAGAGCAACCCGGGGGACUUCACCCUCUCUGUUAGACGGAGCGAUGAGGUGACCCACAUCAAGAUCCAGAACUCAGGAGACUACUAUGACCUGUACGGAGGGGAGAAGUUUGCCACGCUGGCCGAGCUGGUGCAGUACUACACCGAGCAGCAGGAUCUCCUGCGGGAGAGGAACGGCCAUGUCAUCGAGCUCAAGUACCCGCUCAACUGCAAAGACCCCACCUCUGAGAGGUGGUACCACGGCCACCUCUCAGGGAAAGACGCAGAGAAGAUGCUGACAGAGAAGGGCAAAGCUGGCAGCUUUUUGGUACGAGAGAGUCAGAGUAAACCUGGAGAUUUUGUCCUCUCGGUUCUGACCAACGAGGAGAAGCAUGAGAACGUGGACCGGAAGACCAAGGUGACCCAUGUCAUGAUCCGAUUCCAGCAGGACGGAAAGUAUGAUGUAGGUGGAGGUGAGAAGUUUGACACCCUCACUGACCUGGUGGAGCACUACAAGAAGAACCCCAUGGUGGAAAAGAGUGGCAUCGUGGUGCACCUCAAACAGCCCUUUAAUGCUACGAGGAUUAAUGCAGCCAACAUCGAGAACCGGGUACGAGAACUCAACAAAGUGGCAGACAACUCAGAGAAGCCCAAACAAGGAUUUUGGGAAGAAUUUGAGGUACUUCAGCAGCAGGAGUGCAAACUCCUGUAUCCCCGGAAAGAAGGCCAGAAGCCUGAGAACAAGAGUAAAAACAGAUACAAGAACAUCCUCCCCUUUGACACAACACGAGUUGUGAUUCGAGAAGCAGAUCCAGAAGUUGCUGGUUCCGAUUACAUCAAUGCCAACUAUAUCCGAAGCAUGCUGGAGGACGGGCGCCACGUGGUGGAGGGCAAAGUCUUCAUCGCCACGCAGGGAUGCCUGCAGAACACGGUGGUGGACUUCUGGAAGAUGGUCUACCAGGAGAACACGCAAGUCAUCGUCAUGACAACGAAAGAGACAGAGAGAGGGAGGAACAAAUGCGCCCGAUACUGGCCGGAUCUGCACUGCAGCAAAGAGUUCGGGAGGCUGCUGGUGAGGAACGUGGACGAGAGGCCGGCUCAGGACUACAUCCUGAGGAAGCUGGAGGUGACGCGCUCAGACCGGAAGGAGCCCUUGCGGUACAUUUGGCAUUAUCAGUACCUAAGCUGGCCCGACCACGGCGUGCCCAACGAGCCCGGGGGGGUCCUGUGGUUUCUGGAGGAGAUCAACCGCACCCAGAACUCUGCUAAAGAAGUUGGACCCAUGGUCGUCCACUGCAGUGCAGGCAUCGGCAGAACCGGUACCAUUAUUGUCAUCGACAUCCUCAUUGACAUUAUCAGCCGCCAAGGUCUGGACUGUGACAUCGACAUCCCGAAGACCAUCCAGAGGGUCCGGCAGCAGCGGUCCGGCAUGGUGCAGACCGAGGCUCAGUAUAAGUUCAUCUACAUGGCUGUGCAGCAGCACAUAGACACGGCCCAGAAGAGGCUGGAGGAGGAGCAGAGGAAUAAGAUGAAGGAACGAGAAUAUUCCAACAUAAAGUAUCCUCAGAUGACCAACUCCAGGUCCAAACAGAACACGGCGUCCUCGCGGUCUUCUUCUGUGAUGACGAACGAGGACUCUUCAGGCGUGUACGAGAACAUCAACUUCAAAAGUCCUCAGACGUCUUUUAGCAGCAACACCAGGAGGUAAACCUCGGCGGCGCUUAAAAAGAGACGGAUGGAGUUCAGCGCUCUGCCCAGCAGACGUUGGUGGUGAGCUGACCCCCCCCGAGGAGUCAGCAGCAGCCCCCUCCUACCAGCAGUGCCUUGCUACAGGAUGUGUCUGUGAUUCCACCCGCCCAGCCCUGCUUUCACUGCUCUGUCCUCCCUCCAAACCCUGGAAGCCCACGGAGACGAUUACCCAGCAGCACCUUUGGCUGAUGGAAAGAAGACCCCCCCCCCCACCACCACGACCACUACCACCCAACUUAACGGAGCCGUGUAGGAGGUCAUCGCUAAGCUGUUUUCAGUCGAGACUGUUUGUGGUUCUGGCUCUUUGCUGGCUGUGAUCUGAAGUCGGACGGCGUUCGCCGCGCCCCGUCCUCCAGCUGAUCUGCUUUUAAUCAGGCUGCUGAGUGAUGGGGGGGGGCAGUUAUACAACCUGCUCAGGGUCCUGAAGCUCAAGCAAAACUGUUAUUUAGCUUUUUCUUUAGAGAAAAACUUCUGCUUUUUUUUUUCUUUUUGAGGAAGAGUCGAUGAAGUUUGUGGAAACGUGGCGUUCUCCUGGCGUCCCGUUGUCCCUGCAGGUUGAGGCUGGGUUUGAACAUCAUGAUACAACUAAAUGUCUUUUUAUUUUUUAAUCCCAAACCAACCAGACUUUAUUAAAAAAAACGGUUUUCACACCUGAGCCGUCGCCGGUGACGCUAAAACACAAAAUCUUUAACAUACAGUAACUUUUCAACUGCGGCGCAAGUUACUUUUCUCCAUCAGGAUCUACUGAUCAUGUUAACGAUUGAAAAACUCCAGGUAAUCAAUGAUCAUAAACACUGGAGUUGGGUGUUAAAGGGUUAAACGGAACAAAGGUGGAAGUUUCUAUGCUAAAUUUAGGAAUUCUUGCAUUUAAAAAUAACUUAAAGCAGUUUUUUUUACUGAAAAAUAUUUUUUUAAAUUGUAAAAAGGAAUUGAUAGAUUGGAUGCAUCUGUAUUGAAUUUCUUAAGAUCAAUUUGACUUGAAUUCCUUGUUUUUAAUCCCAUCCGUAAAGCAGACGAGGGGAUUUGCUGCUGCUUAUUUGAGAGUUUUUUUGUGUUUCAAUGAAGCCUCCAUUCUUUGCUUAUAUUUGAUGAGAUUGUUUAAAGAAAUAAUGUAUUUUAUGCCAUAUAUAUUUAAAAGUCUGCGUUUUGAACCCAUAUUGAAGCAGCUGACCGCUCUCUGGCCGCCUGCUUCCACCGGCUGUUCUGGUAAAUCAGCAGGUCUGAUGUGGUUGAACAUCUGUCAGACGGGAUCGUCACGAGGAGACCAGGAAAAACCACAAAAGGACCAGAUGGCCAUCUGCCCAAGAUUGAAGAGCAGAUUUGUCUCCAAAAAGUAAUUUAGAAGAUGGCGGUAAUCCAGGGCUGCUGAUCGCAGGGCGAGGACACCAACGUCACUUCUGUGGCUGACCCCGCCCCUUUCCAGUCUAUAUUUAACCUACACAGAAACAUGCAGCUCCAGGUCUGCCGGAGGUUCAUCCCUUAGUUUCAUCCACCCUUCAGAUGCGUAGUGGCUCCCCCUGCAGGAUGGUACAGCCACUGCAGCAGAGACCUGCUCAGGAAUCCAUCAGGAAGAAACGCUGGUGUCAAACGUCUCAGGAGACAUCCCGCUCUCUGAAGCGGGAUAAAAUGAUCGGAUUGGACCAGUGUCUUACAACACGUCUGCUUGACUGCACUGAAACAUGAGUAACUAAAUACACCUCAUCUGCUGAUGACGUUGAAUGUACAACAACCAAAAGAUGCUGUGAGAAACCCGCCUCUUCCAUGUUUCUGUUGGGUUUUGUAGAAGCUCGCUGGAGCGCAGGCUGCACGCCGCGGCUCUGGAAAUGCGUCUGACGUGAGUUAUUGUCCUGUCGGCUAAUAGAGUGAUUUAUUUUUGUGCAUAAGCCCAGCCGGCAAGGCCAAGCGGGCCCCAUACAGUUUAAAAGGGGGCAGAAAAUGUGGGUCCUGAAUGGGUUUGUUUCUGUGGUGGCCCAGGACCCACAUUUUCUGCCCCCUUUUAAACCGUUUGGGGCCCGCUUGGCCUUGCUGGCUGGGAGGCGGUGGUUUGUAAAGUGAAUAAAUGCUGCUGCUAAGCGGACGGGACGCCUGUUGCUCCAAAUCGUUGCACUGCUGAAAACUCUGGUUACAAAACGUCACGACCACUUUGUGUGUAGAAACGUAGAGCGGUAGAUUCCCCGUGAUGGUGGCUUCGCCUGUGUGGCUCCGUGUUUGGUGAAAUCAGUACUUGAACGUGUAAAACUGCUGACCCUUCACCUCAGACCGCGAAUGUUUGUUAGUUUUCUUAGACUUUGUUUCUUUAAAUUUUGCUUUUUUGUGUCUUUUUUUUCUUUCUUGAAAUGAUGUUCUUCCGAUUGUUUGACGUUUUCUUCAUUCUCACCUUUUGUAACCCGUGUGCAUUCACCUGUGAUGGGUGUGUUCUGUAUCCAUGGAGAUGAACGUGUUUUAACUUUGACUUGAACAUGUGGACAUUGUUCUGCCCCUCCCUGAGGCUGAAGUGACUUGUUGUCUUGUGUGGUCCUCUUCCUUUUUGCACUGGCUCCACCCAGACGCCUUUUUGCUGUAUAGCUGCAAACUGCUGAUGCAAACUGUGGCAUCAAAAUGGUUUAUUACAGAUGAAUAAAAACCCACGCUGGCAUCCAUGA
Messenger RNA from Oryzias melastigma (Indian medaka), 4594 nucleotides. RefSeq names its product protein tyrosine phosphatase non-receptor type 11b (gene ptpn11b). Gene Ontology annotation, molecular function: protein tyrosine phosphatase activity. The coding region runs from base 124 to 1911 and encodes 595 amino acids. The record is from RefSeq and is a predicted model, not a curated record. NCBI's taxonomy places the organism in Eukaryota, Metazoa, Chordata, Actinopteri, Beloniformes, Adrianichthyidae. The transcript is spliced from 16 exons. Gene Ontology annotation, biological process: protein dephosphorylation.